Ahaetulla prasina is the source of this 2070-nucleotide messenger RNA. Its product is annotated as vomeronasal type-2 receptor 26-like. Gene Ontology annotation, cellular component: membrane. The coding region runs from base 1 to 2070 and encodes 689 amino acids. The record is from RefSeq and is a predicted model, not a curated record. The transcript has 4 exons. Gene Ontology annotation, biological process: G protein-coupled receptor signaling pathway. Lineage: Eukaryota; Metazoa; Chordata; Lepidosauria; Squamata; Colubridae. Gene Ontology annotation, molecular function: G protein-coupled receptor activity.
AUGUUCCCUAAUAUUAACCAACAAUAUGUGGGGAUGCUCCAGCUGCUUUUGCUUUUCACAUGGACUUGGAUUGGUGUCAUUUUUAUCGAGGAUGACAAUGGCCUGAGGUUUGUACAGAAGGAACUUCCCAAGUUUUCCCAAGAGGGUAUCUGCUUUGAUUUCAUAGAACCAUUGCCACCUCUAUAUUUUAAAACUGGCAUUCAUGAAAUGCUAGAGUCAUGGGUCAAAUUGUACCUCUUGAUAAGCAACAGCAAAGUCAGCGUUGUGGUCUUGCAUGGGGAAAUUCAUACGAUGAUCGUUUUGAGAAUGUUUCCCAGAAUUCCAGAACUUGAAGACAUUCCUAGGAACACAAAUGGUAAACUCUGGAUGAUGACAGCCCAAAUGGAGUUCACCUCUAUUCCUUUUCAACGAUUUUGGGACAUAGAUAUCGUUCAUGGUUCCUUAUCCUUUGCAACUCAGUCAAAGGAGCUGGUAGGUUUCCAUAAUUUUCUUCGCAUGCGAAACCCUUAUGUGGAAACUGGAGAUGGUUUUAUUAAGGACUUUUGGAGACAGGCAUUUGAUUGUUCCUUCUCAACUUCCUUGGAAGAGGACAAUGUUUGUAAUUGCUGCACUGGGAAGGAGAAACUGGAGGCUCUUCCUAGGUCUGUUUUUGAGAUGAGCAUAUCUUCCCAUAGCUAUAGUAUCUACAAUGCAGCUUAUGCUGUGGCCCAUGCAUUGAAAUCCAUGAGGUCAUCAAUACUGAAAGGCAGAAUUAUGUCAGAGGAAGGACGUAAGAAUCUUCUGAAUCCAUUACUUUGGCAGUUCCACCGCUUUCUAAGAAAAGUCUCAUUUAACAACAGUGUUGGGGAAAUGAUUUCCUUUGAUCAAAAUGGAAACCUGGAAGCAGGAUUUGAUAUUAUCAACUGGAUCACGUUCCCAAAUCUAAGUGUACAUCGAGUCAAAGUGGGUAGAUUUGAUCUCAGAGCCCCCAAAGACCAAGUGUUCAGUGUUUCUGUGGAUGCCAUUAGGUGGCCAAAGACAUUUAACCAGGCUCAGCCUCUGUCUUUGUGCAAUGAACCCUGCCAUAAAGGUCACAGCAAGAGCAAGAAGGAAGGGGAGCCUUUUUGCUGUUACGAUUGCUUUCCAUGCCCAAAAGGAAAAGUUUCAGACCAAAUGGAUAUGGAUUUUUGCUACCAGUGUCCAGGAGAUCAUUAUCCCAGCAAAGCCCAGGAUCAGUGCAUCCCAAGAGAGAUCAGCUUCCUAUCUUUCCAGGAACCUUUGGGGAUCACUUUGACUACUUUUGCUCUUUUAUUUUCCUCCAUCACAGCCCUGGUCCUCAUAGUUUUCGUUCAGCACAAGGAUACUGCCAUUGUCAAGGCCAACAACCGGGGCCUCAGCUACACCCUCCUGGCCUCCCUGCUGCUUUCCUUUCUCUGCCCUUUGCUUUUCAUUGGUCGGCCUCAGAGGGCAACCUGUCUCCUUCGCCAAACUGCUUUUGGCAUCAUCUUCUCUGUGGCGGUUUCUUGCGUGGUGGCCAAAACCCUCACUGUGGUCCUAGCUUUCAUGGCCACCAAGCCCGGCUCUCAGAUGAGGUCAUGGGCAGGAAAAAGAUUGACCUUCUUUUUGGUGCCUUCUUGCUCCCUCAUUCAAACCACUCUUUGUAUUGUGUGGCUGGUGAGCUCUGCUCCCUUCACAGAUCUUGACAUGCACUCUCUGCCUACAGAAAUAAUCCUGAAGUGCAACGAAGGCUCUGCUGCCAUGUUUUAUUGCAUGCUGGGUUUCAUUGGUCUCUUGGCCAAGAUCAGCUUUACAGUGGCUUUUCUUGGAAGGAACCUCCCAGACAGUUUCAAUGAAGCCAAAUUUAUCACCCUCAGCAUGCUUCUCUUUUGCAGUGUCUGGAUCUCUUUUGUUCCAGCCUACCAGAGCACCAAAGGGAAAUACAUGGUGGCUGUGGAGAUCUUCUCCAUUUUAGCCUCAAGUGCUGGAUUAUUGGUCCUUAUUUUCUCCCCCAAAGUUUACAUCAUCUUGAUAAGACCUGAGCUGAAUAACAGGCAGCAACUCAUUAGAAAAAACCCUCAUAAACUGAGUUAA